AUGGAUUUAGUUACCAAAGAGACGGUGGAGGAAAAAUUUGUCACGUUCUUGGAACCGCAACGUUCUAAGAAAGAUAUCAUUGAGAAAAAAUGGUGGCAUAUUAAUAAGAAAAUAUUCCGAUUCAAGAUCCAUUUCUUUUUAUUAGGUGCAGGCCUGAGCACGGUGCUUCCUUUCGUGGCUGUCUUCGCCAAAAACUCGCUGCAACUUUCUGCCACAUCUUUUGGCGCAGUGAUGACAUUUCAGCAGUUCUUCUUCGUGCUGACGAAACCAAAGAUCGGAUACAUCACCGACUAUUUCAACAAGCUGAAGCUCGCCAUCUUCCUCCUCGCCGUCAGCCAAGGACUCUUCCUGUUUCUUCUCUUGCUCAUCCCGCCCUUGACCAAAGGAAUGACAGCCAUCAACAACACAUCUAUUGAAGACCUUGAAUAUCUCAGCAAGGACAUGUGCACUUUUUGCUACAACCUAAAUGCCUCAAUGAAACCCGAGAAAAUGUCUUUAAAUUUUGAUGAACUUAUAGAAUCGAAUGUGACUCAUUAUAUCUACUUAUUCCAAGACAGCGAAUGUUAUAUACUAAAUAACAAUUCAACACUGUUUUCUGAAAAUUAUGUGAAAUUGAAAAUUCCUAAGGCGUGUUAUGCAAAUGAACAGAAGAAUUCAUUUGGAAAUACCAGUGACGUGACUUUAGUUCAUAACAAUACAUUUGAGACAAUCCUAUCUCCGUCGUCUAAUCAAUCCCGUUUCAAAUCAUUAAAGUGCAAUUCGUCAAGUUCUUCAUACCCCUGUGCCUUUUUCUUUAACAAAUGUAUCAUUUGUUGCAAUACAGAUAAAGAAUGCUAUUUAAUCUCUAAUAUUCAAGAAAAAACAGAACUAUCAGAAUCAUCCAAGGGUUUUAAAAAUGACUUCCUAACAUAUCAGUUUUGGCUUUUUGUCGGCGUCAACGCAUGCGUGAAUGCCAUCUAUACUCUUUCAGACACUGCGUUAUAUGAGAGUGUGCAGAAACUUAGAGACGAAUUCGGCCAGCAAAAACUCUUCUCCUGUGCUGGAUGGGGUCUAGGAGCAGUGGUUGGAGGCCUUCUUACUGAUUACACAGAGAACUAA
This is a messenger RNA of Argiope bruennichi, 1098 nucleotides long. RefSeq lists its product as uncharacterized. Gene Ontology annotation, cellular component: membrane. NCBI's taxonomy places the organism in Eukaryota, Metazoa, Arthropoda, Arachnida, Araneae, Araneidae. The transcript is spliced from 2 exons. The record is from RefSeq and is a predicted model, not a curated record. The coding region runs from base 1 to 1098 and encodes 365 amino acids.